AUGGCAUCCCGCAAAAAGAAGAGCGGUCCCACUCUACAGCAGGCUUUCGACUCAAUUAGAGAUCUCCUUAUAGCCACGAAGCCUCGUAUUGACAAUGCCGACUCAGCCGCGCGGCCGAUGCUUAUCGAGAACCUCCGCCAAAUAGGUUCCCUGGCCGAAUCUUUCGCGGAACAACGAGGGCAAAAUGCGUCCGGGUGGAUCCACUUAGCAGACGAACUUGACCAGGAAGGCGUCAAUCUUUGGAAUAUCUCCGGUUUAGUCCAAAAAUCACCCACAUCGACGGCGAGUGGGAGUGGGAGAAUGAGCUUAGUGGCUGCGUUGCGGCUAGCAGGUUUCCGUUUGAUUGAGACUGGCUUGGAGUUGAAGCCGGAAAUCGAGAACCUAAUUCAUAUUCUCCAAUUGGCCAGCAAGACCGGCUCGACCUUGUCAGAAGCGGGAAGCGGAGAGGUUACAAGUGUGCUUUCGAGUGCGGCGCGGGUGAGCCUUUCUUCUUCUGGUGAUGCUGUUCGGAUUCAUAGUCCUAUGUUGCAGUACGAAGAACUCCUUCGAAAUGCAGAAGACCCUGACAGCACUCACCAUGUCGACCGCGUCUGCGCAACAUUAGUGUACCUUGCAGCUAGGAUGGAAGCGGCUUGGAAGGAGGGAAACCAGAGUGUGGCGUCGUUCAUGGCGCAGAAGAUCACGGAUGACGAACAGCGGCUGUCGGUACUCCCGUCUCCCGAUCAAGAACGUUUAGCGUGCAAAUUCCACGAAAUCGGCAAAGCGAUAUUGAAGACUCACAUUGGUAGUGCUGGCAGCGAUGGAGACGAUUCGGGGGCUGUUGACGCAGUGGCUUGGCUCCAGAAAGCCUUCUCGAUAGCUGAGAGAAUAGGUGCAGAAGAAACGAGUGGAUCGAAGGCCUCACUCAGGGCACGUUUUCGCUUCAUCACCAUCCUCCGGACCAUGGCAAGGGCCUACUUCAUUACGGGAUCGUACGACCGAGCUGAGGCCGUGCUCGAUGAACUCAUCCCGGCUGUCGAUGCGCUGGCGGACUCUCGGAGUGGUCGUUCAGAGCAUCAAGAGUUGAGAUGGCUUCGAUUAGCUGUCGUCAAAAAGCGGAAAGCUAGCGACACAACCCUGUUGGACGCCUUCAAAUCCAUUAUUGACCAUAUGACGUUUUCGGAGUCUAAUAUUACCGAUAUUUUGCAAGAUCUUCGAACCUUGAACCAUCAGCAUCAUGGUGUUAUAGUCGCGCAAGUCCAUCUUUACUGCUUACAACAAGCCCUGCGAUGGGAUGAUACUACCGAGGGUGUUAAUCGCUUACUUCUGUCAUUAAUAGUGCACUGUUCCAAGGACGAAGAUCAUCAACGAGCAAUGGAGACUAUGGAGUCUGUGCUAACGACCGCGCAUGCAACCGAUUUUAAGCUUCUCGAUGUUCCAUCAACGGCAUGCCUUACGCUCCUCUGGCAAUACGGCGACCGACACUUUGCCGCUAAACGGUUCGGUCCCGCCGCGGAUUGGUUUCUCAUUGGCACCCACGCACUCUUCCAAACGUCAUGUCCAGCCAGCGCGGCAAAAUGCUUUCGCAAAGCAGCACUCUGUCACAUUGAGCACAAGGAACAUGCCAGGGCAGCUGCAGUCAUCCGCAAAUGUCCGGUGGGUCUUGGUCAUGGCGAAGCAUCGACACAUUACCUGCUGUUCAUUGCGGCAGUUCAUCAGGGCUUGGAAGAUGAAGCCAUUCGGGCCGUUCGCGAAAUGGUCAAAGCUGUGGACUUUGAUCGCAAGAUGCUACUACUCGCGACGCAGAUCUCGCAUGAAUCCGAAAUGAAGACGGUGCUAAUAACAGUCCUCGAGGCGCUGCUGAAAACACUCAAGGUCGAGAAGAACAAUGGUGGCGAGACGGUGGUGGAGGCGAUGGCGCUAGUCCGAUGUAUCAUACGGCUGGUGGGGAAGUUGUUGGCCGAGCCAACUGCAAACAAGUCAGUGGUGUUUCCGCGGCGGUCUAUUAUCGAUGAGACUAACCUCGGUCUGGCACAGACCACGCCUCAUGGAAACCUUAAUAUCCCACUUCCAAACCGAGUUCUCGCUCAAGACGCAUUGACGGAAAAGGCAAUUUCGCUCGUCAUCAAGGAUGUCUCGUGGCUAUGGCGGAUGGCUUACAACUGCGCGGUUCAAUGUUGUGCCGAAUGGGAGGAGGGCAACCACGAGCGGGUGUCAGAGCUCUUCGAAGUUGCCAGAGAUCUUCUGGCAACGUAUUGUGAAGCAGCAUUGGAUGUUCCCGCUGACGUUUCCAAUUACAUGCAUCUCAUCAACGCGACUUUCUCCGGCGUGUCUGGCCGUGUCUUUGCCGCUCGUUUAUCCGCCACCGACGGCACCAUCGAUGCUAACCGUCUCCGCGAGAAUGCGGCUCGAGUUUCAGCUGCCAAGACAUCCAUCUCAGCGAUCGUCAACAAGAACCUCCUGACUGAGCGGCAAGACAUCACCCGCGCUGAAUAUUUUCUCCACGUUCUCCGUGUGUUCGAGGCGGAGAUUUGGACUCAGUUGAAGGAGUGGCAACAUCUAUCACGCAUUGUUGUCGAUGUUGUCGAUUCUGGCCCGCUUGCUGUUGGGACUUACGAGGCAAUCGCAGACAUCUUGUGGGCCGAAUCUGAUUGCCCAAUUGACGUUCUUCUUGUUGGACUGGAGGCUAUUCUUCGUGCAAGUCUUGAUCACAGCUCUCUGUCGGUCGAGAAGUUCUCCCGCUGGCUGCGCGCCGUGUGCACCAUAAUGCUCGCGCGGAACUCCUCGCAGGAUCGCGUCAAAGCGAUUGUGUUUGUUGAACAAGCUGUCACUGUCAUCGCGGACCACCACCAAGAUGACCAGGCAUACCCGAUCGACGAGCGGAACUGGCUCCUCGGGACGGCGUACAACACGGGCUUUGAGUGUCUUGAGGGAUCGAUGCUGGACGAAGCAAAACGCUGGUUCGAAACAGCUGCCCUCCUGUGCAAGUUUGUCCCUGGCGGCGAAGAGCGGGCGGAGAAGAUUGUUGAAACUUUCACGCAUCUCUUGGCGCACUAUCACUCCAAUGCAGCUUAG
Mycena indigotica is the source of this 3054-nucleotide messenger RNA. RefSeq lists its product as uncharacterized. Gene Ontology annotation, biological process: regulation of synaptonemal complex assembly; meiotic cell cycle. The transcript is spliced from 29 exons. The coding region runs from base 1 to 3054 and encodes 1017 amino acids. The record is from RefSeq and is a predicted model, not a curated record. Lineage: Eukaryota; Fungi; Basidiomycota; Agaricomycetes; Agaricales; Mycenaceae.